AUGUCGUCGCAAGCUGCUGAGAAAACCACCAGAAACUUGCCAAAGCCUAAAGCUGCGUACCUUCCUACCAGCAAGGACUCUCCGCUGUAUGCCAACAGAGAGCUGUACAAUGCGAUUGCCGCCACUCACGAGGCUGGCAAACGCGAGCUCAUUGAAAAGGUCACUGUCCCUGUUCGCUCGGGCCGUGCUUGGAAAGUUCCCAAAGGACACGUUUGCCGGAUCAUCGCCUUGGAGGGUCCGCAAGUGGGGGACCUCAACAUUUGGAAUGCCAACAAUCCAAGAGAGAGACUUUGGGCUUCUCGUACCAGACAGUUACACUCUGCGCACGUUUCAGUGUACGACCGUCUGUGGUCCAAUCUGCCAUAUUUGAGACCGCUUUGCACCAUCACAGGUGACUCCAUUGCGUAUGGUCAAGACGAGUGGGGUGGAAGAUGCCACGAUCUCCUUGGCACCCGCUGCGACCCUUACGUCGAUAAGCUAUUAUCCGGGGAAGAUAACGAUUUCCACUGCCAUUCCAAUUUAACACGUGCGGUUCUGCCAUACGGGUUGACGGAGUUCGAUGUCCAUGACGUGCUGAACGUGUUCCAGCUCACUGGGCUGAACGAGCACGACCAGUACUUUAUGGAGACCUGUCCUGCGAAGAAAGGUGAUUAUUUUGAAUUUUUCGCAGAGACAGAUCUGCUAUGUGCUCUGUCGACCUGUCCCGGCGGCGACCUCUCGCAGUGGGACUGGGGUGAGUCUGAGGACGGCGCGGGCGUGGACAUGACUGAGUGUUGCAGACCGCUCGGUGUUGAGGUUUAUAAACUUACUGAUGACUCAGUUUUGCAAAACUGGGCCGAGCCGCAGCCUGUGAAAUACAACGGUUUGCAUGGUCUGAAAAUGCCUUAA
This is a messenger RNA of Ogataea parapolymorpha DL-1, 888 nucleotides long. RefSeq lists its product as uncharacterized. NCBI's taxonomy places the organism in Eukaryota, Fungi, Ascomycota, Pichiomycetes, Pichiales, Pichiaceae. The record is from RefSeq and is a predicted model, not a curated record. The coding region runs from base 1 to 888 and encodes 295 amino acids. The transcript has a single exon.